Messenger RNA from Aspergillus oryzae RIB40, 1305 nucleotides. Its product is annotated as transferase family protein. Gene Ontology annotation, molecular function: acyltransferase activity, transferring groups other than amino-acyl groups. The transcript has a single exon. Lineage: Eukaryota; Fungi; Ascomycota; Eurotiomycetes; Eurotiales; Aspergillaceae. The record is from RefSeq and is a predicted model, not a curated record. The coding region runs from base 1 to 1305 and encodes 434 amino acids.
AUGAUCACAUACAACACGGCGUCUGAUCCAGGCGUAGAAUGGUCCGUCGUGCGACUCGCCGAGCCCAUCACCAGCUAUGCGCCCACAGCCUCAGAACGUGCCAGCCAAGGGUUCUGGGUCGGGGAUGCAUUUACGCAAAACACAUUCCUCUCUCAGACCCGGUUAGCCCUCGCCAACCUCCGCGACUACGAGGGCCUACCUUCUAUGACGAUCCAAAUCACUCUAUUGGAGGGAGGCGGUUACGGUAUCGGCAUAAAACUGUCGCAUUGCCUCGCAGACGCCCAAGCCCUAAUGGUCUUCAUGCAGCAAUGGGCAUCAGCCUGUCGCAUACUCCACGGCCACACCAACUCCAACUCCCUCUCACCCAAGGACAAGCUCAACCCCAUCUUCAACCCAUCACUCCUCGACACCAAAGCCAGCGCCGGCAUCAACACCCCAACCCCAGACCCAACCCUAAUAACCAAAGCCCGCAAUCUCCCCCUCCACCGCUACGACUGGUGGAAAACCUCUGACCCAGCCUACCCACCCAUCAUGAUCCCCAACACCACGAACUCCAAACCACCCCCAGAAUACCUCACCCCCAACCCGCUCUCCCCAUCCACUCCAGCCCCCUGGGCAACAUGGGACUUCACAAAACCAGUCAGCUACACCCAGAUCCAUUUCACAGGGCCCGAACUCGACCAUCUCCGACAACAGGCCUGCACCCAACUAGAACCAACCCAAACCCACACCCCAAUAUCCCGGUUAGACGCCCUCCUCGCCCACAUCUGGACACUCAUCAACCAAGCCCGUGGAUACGACCAACUCAAAGAGAAAGUCUAUCUGAAUAUAACUCUAGGCGCCCGAACACGCCUCAACCCACCACUCCCGGAAACCUUCAUCGGAUCCCCCAUUUUCAUCACCCAUGUCUCUACCUCCGGGGAAGAAAUCUGUACCUCCACUAUCAGCAAAACCGCAUCCCAGAUCAGAUCCACCAUCCAGCAAUUCACGCCCGAUAAUCUAGGCGCCAUGUUAUAUGAUGCCGGGUUGGAGGUUUCGCCGCAGCGCCUGUGGCAGGGGUUUAUGGGCCAGAGACAUACGUUGAUUACGUCGUGGUUGAGGUUGGGGGUUUAUGAGGUGGAUUUUGAUGGACGGGGGAGGGGGCCGAGAUAUGUGCAUGCUGUUAUGCAGAUGAUGGAUGGGUGUGUGCAGGUGAUGGAUUCGGGGGUGGAGGAUGGGGGGGUGGAUUUGGGGGUUUAUUUGGAUAGGGAGGUUUUGGGGAGGGUUUUGGAGGGGAUUCGGUUGUUUGGUAAUGAGGGGGAUUGA